GAUCGUGGAGCAAAGUGUGUGGCCAAUUUUACUAGCUGAAAGCUUGAAGGCACUGGGAGGACUUGGCAUACUUUCACUUGGUGGGAAAUACCUCAUGAGACGUGUCUUUGAGUUUGUUGCAGAGUCAAGGAGCUCGGAGGCAUUUGUUGCACUCUGUCUUCUAACCGUUGCAGGGACAUCACUUAUCACCCAACAGUUAGGGUUUAGUGAUACAUUAGGUGCAUUUCUGGCUGGAGCCAUUCUCGCAGAAACAAAUUUCCGUACACAAAUUGAAGCUGACAUAAGGCCAUUCAGAGGCCUGUUGCUUGGGUUGUUCUUUGUGACUACAGGGACUUCCAUUGACAUGCAGCUUCUCAUCCGGGAGUGGCCUAAUGUUCUAUCACUGUUGGGAGGUCUUAUUGCAAUCAAGACAUUGAUAAUUACCGCAAUUGGGCCAAGAGUUGGACUGACUCUUCAAGAAAGUGUACGGAUAGGAUUGCUACUUUCUCAAGGAGGCGAGUUUGGGUUUGUGGUGUUUUCUUUGGCAAACAGGCUCGGUGUCCUACCACUGGAGUUAAACAAACUGCUCAUAAUUGUUGUUGUGCUGUCAAUGGCAUUAACUCCAAACAAGCAGGUAGUGGUGUCGAUCGAGAUGCACUCCGACCUCAACAAGAUGUCAGUGGAGGAGCUUAUCGGCCGUCUGCGCGUGGCGAAGAACACCGAUGCUGAGGAAGCCGCGGACAACAUCAAGAAGGGCGUCCAACAGCUACUGCUCACUGAAGAGCAGUGGGAGGCGUGUCGGCGCCAGCGCGGCGGCAAGGAGCGGGCACGUGGCGGCAGCAGCGGCCAUGGAGGCGAAUGUGACGAGGACGAUGGCAACAACACGUGCUCGGGGGCUGAAAGCAUCUAG
This is a messenger RNA of Panicum virgatum (switchgrass), 889 nucleotides long. Its product is annotated as K(+) efflux antiporter 3, chloroplastic-like. Gene Ontology annotation, biological process: proton transmembrane transport. The transcript is spliced from 4 exons. Bases 95 to 889 code for a protein of 264 amino acids. Lineage: Eukaryota; Viridiplantae; Streptophyta; Magnoliopsida; Poales; Poaceae. The record is from RefSeq and is a predicted model, not a curated record. Gene Ontology annotation, molecular function: antiporter activity. Gene Ontology annotation, cellular component: chloroplast; membrane.